Microdochium trichocladiopsis is the source of this 687-nucleotide messenger RNA. RefSeq lists its product as uncharacterized. The record is from RefSeq and is a predicted model, not a curated record. Bases 1 to 687 code for a protein of 228 amino acids. NCBI's taxonomy places the organism in Eukaryota, Fungi, Ascomycota, Sordariomycetes, Xylariales, Microdochiaceae. The transcript has a single exon.
AUGGAAGUUGCCGACGAAUGGGCCGCCUCAUUUUGCCUUAUGUGUGAGCAGUCGAGCCCUGGCGGCGACUUCUGUUCUCCGUUUUGUUGUAUGACCAACUACCAGAGCACGGCAAUAUCCGACUCCGACUCCACGGGGAGCUUUGGCACCACAACAGGCUCGUCUUCUACUGCCGACAAGGGUGGUGGUCUGAAGCAGGACAUGGUUGUGUUGGCUCAAGCCAAAACCCCUGGGACAUCAUACCGGCAGGACACCAUCCGCGGCCCGAAUCCAGCGAUAUCAGACUUGGAGCACUUUCGCUUGCUUACGCCUCAGUCGCAACAUUCCCUUCCGGCAAAACCGCAUCCGCCGAGCACACUCCUGCCAUCAUGCACGGCUGGCCAAGUUAUCGAGUAUCUGGGCACCACACACCCCUAUGAAGAUAGCGGUGGGCUUCUGCAUCACGGGACAACAGCGUUCCCCUCCGACGUGACCCAGCAAGGUCCUCAAGAGACGGCUUCCUUGUUCUGUACACGCAGCGGCAUUCGGCCAGAUACAUCGACCGUGGAGCCUACUCAGAAAAGAAAGAGACCAAGCUCUCGUCCCAAAAGGCGCAAGGUAGUACAAUACAGACAGCUUCUACCAUGGGAGCGCCUUGAGCAGGCCAGGCAGAUCAGGCGUCUCGACCACUGCGACGAUCUCACAUGA